UAUUAAUACAGAAGAAGAGUCAGCAUUUGUGAUGGAGGGAGAUUCAGUCACUCUACACACUGAUGUUAAAACAAAUCAACAAGAAAAGAUUAGAUGGUAUUUUAAUGAUGCUCGUAUAGCUCAAAUCACUGGAGAUCUCAGUUAUAUCUGUACAGAUGUUCAGUGUGAAGAUGCUGAUGAGAGAUUCAGAGAGAGACUGAAGCUGGAUCAUCAGACUGGAUCUCUGACCAUCAAAGACACCAGAACCACAGACUCUGGAGAUUAUACACUAAAGACGAUAAGAAACAGCGGAGACAGUGUAAAGAUCUUCAUUGUUACUGUGCAUGGUUUUUUCAGUAUUAAUACAGAAGAAGAGUCAGCAUUUGUGAUGGAGGGAGAUUCAGUCACUCUACACACUGAUGUUAAAACAAAUCAACAAGAAAAGAUUAGAUGGUAUUUUAAUGAUGCUCGUAUAGCUCAAAUCACUGGAGAUCUCAGUUAUAUCUGUACAGAUGUUCAGUGUGAAGAUGCUGAUGAGAGAUUCAGAGAGAGACUGAAGCUGGAUCAUCAGACUGGAUCUCUGACCAUCAAAGACACCAGAACCACAGACUCUGGAGAUUAUACACUAAAGACGAUAAGAAACAGCGGAGACAGUGUAAAGAUCUUCAUUGUUACUGUGCAUGGUUUUUUCAGUAUUAAUACAGAAGAAGAGUCAGCAUUUGUGAUGGAGGGAGAUUCAGUCACUCUACACACUGAUGUUAAAACAAAUCAACAAGAAAAGAUUAGAUGGUAUUUUAAUGAUGCUCGUAUAGCUCAAAUCACUGGAGAUCUCAGUUAUAUCUGUACAGAUGUUCAGUGUGAAGAUGCUGAUGAGAGAUUCAGAGAGAGACUGAAGCUGGAUCAUCAGACUGGAUCUCUGACCAUCAAAGACACCAGAACCACAGACUCUGGAGAUUAUACACUAAAGACGAUAAGAAACAGCGGAGACAGUGUAAAGAUCUUCAUUGUUACUGUGCAUGGUUUUUUCAGUAUUAAUACAGAAGAAGAGUCAGCAUUUGUGAUGGAGGGAGAUUCAGUCACUCUACACACUGAUGUUAAAACAAAUCAACAAGAAAAGAUUAGAUGGUAUUUUAAUGAUGCUCGUAUAGCUCAAAUCACUGGAGAUCUCAGUUAUAUCUGUACAGAUGUUCAGUGUGAAGAUGCUGAUGAGAGAUUCAGAGAGAGACUGAAGCUGGAUCAUCAGACUGGAUCUCUGACCAUCAAAGACACCAGAACCACAGACUCUGGAGAUUAUACACUAAAGACGAUAAGAAACAGCGGAGACAGUGUAAAGAUCUUCAUUGUUACUGUGCAUGGUUUUUUCAGUAUUAAUACAGAAGAAGAGUCAGCAUUUGUGAUGGAGGGAGAUUCAGUCACUCUACACACUGAUGUUAAAACAAAUCAACAAGAAAAGAUUAGAUGGUAUUUUAAUGAUGCUCGUAUAGCUCAAAUCACUGGAGAUCUCAGUUAUAUCUGUACAGAUGUUCAGUGUGAAGAUGCUGAUGAGAGAUUCAGAGAGAGACUGAAGCUGGAUCAUCAGACUGGAUUUCUGACCAUCAGAGACAUCAGAACCACAGACUCUGGACUUUAUCGUCUACGUAUCAUCAGCAGCAACAGCAUCAGUGAAAAGAUCUCCAUUCUUGCUGUAUAUGAUGCUCCUGAACAAGAUAAAAUGAAGAGAAAGUCAGUGAAGGAGGGAGAAUCUGUUACUUUAGAUCCUGGUGAAGUUAACCUGAAUUAUUUGAUGACAUGGUAUUUUAAUGACACUCUCAUCGCUGAAAUCACAGGAGAUCCCAAUAAAACCUGUACAGAUGGUCAGUGUGAAGACCCUGAUGGAAGAUUCAGAGACAGACUGGAUGUUAAUCAGACUGGAUCUCUGACCAUCAGAGACAUCAGAACCACAGACUCUGGACUUUAUCGUCUACGUAUCAUCAGCAGCAACAGCAUCAGUGAAAAGAUCUCCAUUCUUGCUGUAUAUGAUGCUCCUGAACAAGAUAAAAUGAAGAGAAAGUCAGUGAAGGAGGGAGAAUCUGUUACUUUAGAUCCUGGUGAAGUUAACCUGAAUUAUUUGAUGACAUGGUAUUUUAAUGACACUCUCAUCGCUGAAAUCACAGGAGAUCCCAAUAAAACCUGUACAGAUGGUCAGUGUGAAGACCCUGAUGGAAGAUUCAGAGACAGACUGGAUGUUAAUCAGACUGGAUCUCUGACCGUCAGAAACACCACAAUCACAGACUCUGGGCUUUAUAAACUACAGAUCAACAGCAGCAACAGAAUCAGUAUCAUCAAGAUAUUCAGCGUUAUUGUCACUGGUGAGUAUCAUUAGUCAUUCCAUGCACUUUACUUUGCAGUUUUAGAAAACCGUUUGAA
Sinocyclocheilus rhinocerous is the source of this 2385-nucleotide messenger RNA. Its product is annotated as muscle M-line assembly protein unc-89-like. The transcript is spliced from 8 exons. The coding region runs from base 32 to 2341 and encodes 769 amino acids. NCBI's taxonomy places the organism in Eukaryota, Metazoa, Chordata, Actinopteri, Cypriniformes, Cyprinidae. The record is from RefSeq and is a predicted model, not a curated record.